GACAACGGGCCUGCCCAGAGCAGGAGACCGAUGCCGCACGGGACGGGCGGCAGCCCCGUGGACAACAAGCAGAUGCUGAACGUGCAGCACCACCACCCGACCCGGCUCUACGCCAACAGCGGCUCCGAGUCGGCUCUGCCGGGCCAGCUGAGCGGGCUGCACAUCGCUCCCGCCCAGAGCCUCGAUCCCUUGAAGUCUCUCCCCCGGAACAGAAAUGGGAUUGAUGUGGAGUCGGAUGUCUACAAGAUGCUUCAGGAUUACGACAAGCCCGUGUCAGAGCCUAAGCAGUCCGGAUCCUUCCGGUACUUGCAGGGCAUGUUGGAGGCUGGCGAGAACGGUGAAAAACUCGACAAACUGAGCAACCCCCGAAACAUCAAGUCCCCAGUGUCAAAGCUCGGCGGUGCCAUGUCCGGGCUCCAGAUGCUCCCCGAGUGCACCCGCUGCGGGAACGGGAUCGUGGGCACGAUCGUCAAAGCUCGGGACAAGCUCUACCACCCCGAGUGCUUCAUGUGCGACGACUGUGGCCUCAACCUGAAGCAGAGAGGGUAUUUCUUCAUCGAAGAGCAGCUGUACUGCGAGACGCACGCGAAGGAGAGGGUUAAGCCCCCCGAGGGAUAUGACGUGGUGGCUGUUUAUCCAAACGCUAAGGUUGAACUUGUCUAA
Balearica regulorum gibbericeps (East African grey crowned-crane) is the source of this 663-nucleotide messenger RNA. NCBI's taxonomy places the organism in Eukaryota, Metazoa, Chordata, Aves, Gruiformes, Gruidae. The record is from RefSeq and is a predicted model, not a curated record.